GGGGGGGGCGGGGGGCUACCACACCCCUACCGGCUGGGGACUGUAGAAAUCGCACCUGCGCAGAGCCUUCCCAAGACGCUGCUUCGGGCCAGACCCCACCCUCUUUGCCCUGUUGUUGCGUCACCGGUUGCCACGGAGACUGCACUGUUUACCUUCCUCUUCUGCUAGAGCCCGGAGUUCAGUUGAGGUUAGGAGGCUCCCAACCUGAGCUGGUAUAGUAAUUUGUGCCGUUGAGGACUUUGGAAACCCCAAAUGGCCAAACUACUGCAACCUCCACCCAAGUUCCUGCCCUUGGAGUGGUACAUUGCUAACAAGAACCAGUACCACAGAGCAGAGGCCCAAAGGUCCCAGUCCGAACGCCUGGUGGCAGAAAGCCAGAGGCUUGUGGAGGAAAUUGAAAAGACCACAAGGAAAUCUCAAAGUGAUGUAAACAAAAAACUAGAACAGAGACUCGAAGAAGUCAGGUUCUGGAAGAAGGAGCUAGAUGACAAACUUGAGCAGCUUGUGUAUGUGACUGAAGAUCUGCUUGCGUACAAGACCAGACUGGAGAAAGCCCUGGAGGGCCUGAAGGAGCCCAUGCGCAUCACUCAGAUGUGCCUGGAAUACAGGGAGAAGCGAGUUGGCAUCGACCUGGUGCAUGAUGAAGUGGAGCAGGAGCUCAUAAAGGAGGCCGAGAUCCUCCAGGGGGUGAUGGCCCUGCUGACCCGCACCCUGGAGGAGACAACCGAGCAGAUCAGGCUGAACCGCGCUGCAAAGUACAAUCUGGAAAAGGAUUUGAAAGACAAGUUUGUGGCCUUGACCAUUGACGAUACCUGCUUCUCCCUCACCAACAACUCGCCAAACAUCAGAUAUUCUGAGAACGUUGUGAGGGUGGAACCAAACUCUGUGAGUCUGGAGGACUGGUUGGACUUCUCCAACACCAACCUGGAGAAGGCCGACAAGCAGAGGAACAACUCCCUGACGCUGAAGGCCCUGGUGGACCGAGUCCUGUCCCAGACGGCCAGAGACAUGUGCAAGCAAUGUGACGUGGUGGACACGGCCUUCAAGAAUGGGCUGAAGGAGACCAAGGAUGCCAGGGACAAGCUGGCCACUCAUUUGGCCAAGGUCAUGGAAGAGAUUGCUUCCCAAGAGAAAAAUGUUACAGCCCUUGAAAAAGCCAUCCUUGACCAAGAAGGACCUGCCAAGUUGGCUCAUACACGCCUGGAGACCAGGACACAUCGGCCUAACGUGGAGCUGUGUCGCGAUGUGGCCCAGUAUCGGCUGAUCCAGGAGGUUCACGAGAUCAACCACAAUGUUUCCAGGUUAAAGGAGAUAUUGGCCCAAGCGCAGGUGGAGCUGAAAGGGCUGAAUCACAGACAGCUCGCCCUACAGGAGGAGAUCCAGGUCAAAGAAAACACCAUCUACAUCGACGAAGUGCUGUGCAUGCACAUGAGGAAGUCCAUCCCGCCACGGGAUGGGGACGACCACGGGGAGUGGGCGGGGGGCCUCCGCCCCGACGCUGUCUGCUAAAAGCUGGGGCAGUCAGAUGCUCAUUAAAUCAACGUCAUGAAACAGUA
Molecule: messenger RNA, 1556 nt
Organism: Phyllostomus discolor (pale spear-nosed bat)
Lineage: Eukaryota; Metazoa; Chordata; Mammalia; Chiroptera; Phyllostomidae
Gene: TEKT1
Product: tektin 1
Exons: 8
Coding region: 253-1509 (418 amino acids)
Biological process (GO): cilium movement involved in cell motility; cilium assembly
Cellular component (GO): microtubule cytoskeleton; nucleus
Source: RefSeq, a predicted model, not a curated record